Messenger RNA from Aegilops tauschii subsp. strangulata, 1325 nucleotides. RefSeq names its product protein DELAY OF GERMINATION 1. Gene Ontology annotation, molecular function: sequence-specific DNA binding. NCBI's taxonomy places the organism in Eukaryota, Viridiplantae, Streptophyta, Magnoliopsida, Poales, Poaceae. Gene Ontology annotation, biological process: DNA-templated transcription. The record is from RefSeq and is a predicted model, not a curated record.
GGUAUCACAUGAUAUCUACCCCUGGUACUAGUAUCACCCGUAUUCCUACUACAGCUGUGCUCACUCGUAGACUCGUAGUACUACUUGUUUUGUCUUUUACCUGGCAAAAUAUCGGCGAACAAGAUAUAAAUCCAUGAUAUGUCGUAGUAUAUCCGUUUUGCCGCCUUAAAAACCGCUCCUCCAGUUCACUCCAAAGCCAUCGAAACCUCCACCAACUCUGACGCACGUUGAUUGAGCGAGAGCCACUUGGAUCACCAUGACCGCCACCUCGCGGCCACAGCAUCCCAACGGGAGCCUAGCCCCGGCCUCCGACGGCGGCGAGUCCUUCGCCAAGUUCUUCGAGUGCUGGAUCUUGGAGCAGUCCCGUGACCUGGCCGCGCUCCGCGCCGCGGCCACGGCGCGGCCCGACGACGCUGACCUCCGGCGCCUCGUCGAUCGUGUCCUCGGCCACUACGAGCACUACUACCGCGCCAAGUCCGCGGCCGCCUCCGCCGAUGUGCUCCCCAUGUUCGCGCCCUCGUGGAUCUCCGCCACCGAGAGCCUCUACCUCUGGUGCGGCGGCUGGCGCCCCACUUCCGCGAUCCAGCUGCUCUACUCCAAGUCCGGCCUGCAGCUCGAGGCCCAGCUCCCGGCCUUCCUCGACGGCGGCAGCCUCGGGGACGGUGACCUGGGCGGCCUCUCCGCGGAGCAGCUCCAGGCCGCCGACCAGCUGCAGCGCCGCACCAUCCGGAGGGAACGGGAGAUCGAGGAGGCCGCCGCCGGCGCGCAGGAGUCGUUGGCGACGACGAAGAUGGUGGAGCUCGCCGGAAAGGGAGGGAUGGACGCGGCGGAGGGGAUGGAGCUGGAGAUGGAUGCCAAGGCGGAGGCGAUGAAGCGCGUGCUGGAGAUGGCGGACGGGCUGAGGCUGGAGACGCUGCGCGGCGUGGUGGGGCUGCUCCGGCCUGCCCAGGCCGUGCACUUCCUCGUGGCCGCCGCGGAGCUCCACCUCGCCGUGCACAAGUUCGGCCGGCGCAAGGACGGCGCCGCGGCGGCGGAGUGAGCCUGCAGGCUGCUGGUGGCGCGCGCAAGUGGUUGCUCUGCUCCGCGCAACGCUCGUCGUCUAGCUAGCUCCGAGCUGCCUUCGUUUUGCCUGGUCAACGCGAGGUGUCGCGAUAAGCUUUGACCGUGAUCCCCUUCUGUUUGGUCAGCAUGUGCGUUCUGCCAUUGUGUGAAACCUGUGGUAACUUGUACGAAGUGGGCUAGCUACUUGUGUAUGUAUAAUGCACAAGCUCAUGCCAUGGUGGUUUAGCUACUUGUAUGUAUGUGUAAUGCAUUAUUAUGGAAAA